AUGCUUGUAGAGUUUUUGGCGUUUGUUGUUGUAGUCCUGCUGCUGGUUUACCGCUGGGCCACAGCCAACUAUAAUUUCUUCAAGGAGCGAGGCAUACCAUAUAAGAAGCCGUAUCCAUUUGUUGGCAACAUGGGCCGAAUGUUUUUGCGUCAGCGAUCUAUGUUUGAUCUGGUUACCGAUCUAUACAAUAUGGGCGAUGGCAAGCUUUUUGGCAUAUUUGAGCAGCGCAAGCCGCUGUUUAUGGUACGCGAUCCGGAGCUAAUUAAACAGAUCACAAUUAAGGAUUUCGAUCACUUUAUUAAUCAUCGAAAUAUCUUUGGCGUCGACAAUGAGAAUCCUCAUGACAUGGAUAAUCUUUUUGGUAGCUCCUUAUUCUCCAUGCGAGAUGCGCGUUGGAAGGACAUGCGCAGCACGUUGAGUCCUGCCUUUACGGGCAGCAAAAUGCGUCAAAUGUUCCAGCUGAUGGAUAUAGUUGCCAAAGAGGCAGUUGAGUGCCUGAAGCGCGAUGACAUCCCAGAAAAUGGAAUGGAGUUGGACAUGAAAGACUACUGUACCCGAUUCACAAACGAUGUCAUAGCCUCAACAGCAUUUGGAUUGCAGGUGAACUCAUUCAAAGAUCGGGAGAACCAAUUCUAUAAGAUGGGAAAGAAGUUGACUACCUUCACGGCGCUGAUGAACCUCAAGUUUUUGCUGUUCUCAACUGCACAGAAAGUGUUUAAGGCAUUAAAAAUCUCACUCUUUGAUAAGAAAAGCACAGAAUACUUUGUGCGUCUGGUGCUGGAUGCCAUGAAAUAUCGACAGGAGAACAAUAUUGUACGCCCAGAUAUGAUCAAUAUGCUGAUGGAGGCACGCGGCUUGAUCAACUCAGAUAAGCCGAAAUCCGGCCAAGUUCGUGAUUGGAGCGAUCGUGAUAUAGUUGCCCAAUGCUUUGUCUUUUUCUUUGCGGGCUUUGAGACGUCAGCGGUGCUUAUGUGCUUCACUGCACACGAGCUCUUGGAGAAUGAGGAUGUGCAGGCAAAGCUGUACGAAGAGGUGGCACAAGUCGACAGUAAUCUGGAGGGAGGCCAGUUGACAUAUGAGGCUAUAAUGGGCAUGAAGUAUAUGGAUCAAGUGGUUUCGGAGGUUCUGCGAAAGUGGCCUGCUGCCAUCGCUGUUGAUCGCGAGUGCAACAAGGACAUCACAUAUGAGAUCGAUGGAAAAAGUGUUGAGAUCAAAAAGGGAGAUGCUGUUUGGCUACCCACAAGUGGCUUUCACCGUGAUCCUAAGUACUUUGAAAACCCCACUAAAUUUGAUCCCGAACGUUUCAGUGAGGAGAACAAGGAUAAAAUUCAGCCAAAUACGUAUUUUCCCUUCGGGGUAGGACCACGCAAUUGCAUCGGAUCUCGAUUUGCAUUACUUGAGGCCAAAGCUGUGAUCUACUAUUUGCUACGCGAGUUUCGUAUUGCGCCAGCUAAGAAAACCUGCAUUCCAUUGGUCCUUAGUACCUCCGGCUUCCAAUUGACACCCAAGACUGGAUUUUGGGUUAAGCUUAUUCCGCGUAAAUAAAUCGAUCCAAUUGUAAUUUUAAAUAAGUCUACAAAUUCUAAAAUU
Messenger RNA from Drosophila hydei, 1590 nucleotides. It is a transcript of the gene Cyp9f2, whose product is annotated as probable cytochrome P450 9f2. Gene Ontology annotation, molecular function: oxidoreductase activity, acting on paired donors, with incorporation or reduction of molecular oxygen; iron ion binding; heme binding. The transcript has 4 exons. Bases 1 to 1545 code for a protein of 514 amino acids. The record is from RefSeq and is a predicted model, not a curated record. NCBI's taxonomy places the organism in Eukaryota, Metazoa, Arthropoda, Insecta, Diptera, Drosophilidae.